CAACCCACUCCAUCCGAAUGACGACUGUGCCUUGGCUCUGCCUGGUGCUCGCCUAUCAAGCUUGCGCGUCACCUGUCAACCCAGCCUCAUCGACAACGUCCUACAAACAGCCUCCUCGAGUCGCUCGAAUCGCGGCGACGAGUAUUGAAAUCGAGAGCCGUCUUCGACCGUCCGAGAGCCCAGCAGCCGACAGGAGUGAACCAUUUCCAUCUUUGAGGCGAUCGCAGGCCGCAACCUAGAUAGACGCCCCAUCUCGCUUCGUCCAGUGGCUUGCGCGGGCACCUAGCCCAACCCGUCCCCGCGACGCGAUAAGAGAUCACCACCAGCCCAUCUCGACAAUUUGGAUCGACCCAAAUCGACACGGGCCCUCCUCUGUCGAGACCAUCCAACCAUGGACUUCGCGCCCUACCAAUCCUCCCCGCCGGAGCACACGCGGUCGCCGGUCGACUCGCCGCGCACGUCGCUCGAGAGGAGGCCGUGGUCGCCCCUGCGGGCCGGCAGCGGGCCCGGGGCCAACAGCUCCGGCGGCGGCGGCGGCGGCUACAACUACGGCCAGCGCAACGACAGCGCCGCCUCGCCGCCGCCCCUACAGCACCCCCAGCCCCAGCGGCAGUGGUCCGGCGGCAUCCCGAGCCCGAGCUACUACCAGCAGGCUAUGGGCGGCAGCGGCGGCGGCGGCCAGGGCGGCGGGGCGGGACAGGACAGUGGCUACUUUGCCGGUAGCAGCAACGGCGGCGGCGUCGGCGGCGGCGUCGGUCUGAGCUCGGGGCCCUGGGGCGACCGCGAGGGCGCCAUGAGCGAGUUCGACACCAGCCUCGGCAUCCGGCUCGACUACGAGGCGUGCCUCGCGUACCUAGCUUUCCCGCCCCUGGGCGCCAUCCUGCUCCUCAUCCUGGAGCGCAAGAGCGACUACGUCCGCUUCCACGCGUGGCAGGCGAGCCUGCUCUUCACCAUCGUCUUCAUCGUCCACCUCGUCUUCUCCUGGUCCCGCUUCCUGAGCUGGCUGUUCUUCAUCGGCGACCUCGCCCUGAUAGCAUUUCUCACGCUCAAGGCGUACCGCGACGCAGACACCCUUGACAGGUUCGAGGUCCCAAUAUUCGGCCCUUUGGCUAGCAGGAUCCUGGACGAUGAGUAAAUGGGCGUUGGCGUGAUGGUGACUGAGGGAAACGGCGUUUUAUCGGGUUGCAUUCGCUUUCUUGCUACUUCUCAUUGUUCUUUUUUCACCAUAUCCUCGUGUCUUUUCUUAUUUCAGUCUGUUUUUCCGUCGCUCUACAUGGGGGUUCUUUUAUCGGAUUCAAGCUUCUACAUCUCUGGGGAUACCUCUACUACUUGUUCAUCCUGUGUUGUGCUGAGGUCUGUUGGCAUGUAGCAUUUACCGCUCUGCUUUUCAAUCAUUUGCUGGGCCCAACGGCUCGAAGAUAUACAUCCUGAUGGUUCAUUAAUGAGCUUUACAGCCAGGCUCCUCAUGUAACUUGUCGAGCCAUGUCGUUUGGCUCGACCAGCCGCAU
Gaeumannomyces tritici R3-111a-1 is the source of this 1508-nucleotide messenger RNA. RefSeq lists its product as hypothetical. The record is from RefSeq and is a predicted model, not a curated record. The transcript is spliced from 2 exons. NCBI's taxonomy places the organism in Eukaryota, Fungi, Ascomycota, Sordariomycetes, Magnaporthales, Magnaporthaceae. The coding region runs from base 392 to 1135 and encodes 247 amino acids.